This is a messenger RNA of Mytilus californianus (California mussel), 801 nucleotides long. Its product is annotated as short-chain collagen C4-like. The coding region runs from base 16 to 762 and encodes 248 amino acids. The record is from RefSeq and is a predicted model, not a curated record. The transcript has 3 exons. NCBI's taxonomy places the organism in Eukaryota, Metazoa, Mollusca, Bivalvia, Mytilida, Mytilidae.
UUUCACGGAAUUAUCAUGUCAUCUAUAUACAUAUUCCUUGUGUUUGUGUUGCUGCUGGAACAGACGAAACCCACUGUAUGUAAGACAAAUUCAGCAUGUACUGAUAACAUGGAUUCUAUGAUGUUUCAGGUUAUCUGGGCUGGACUGAAAAGUUUGAAACACGAGCCAAAUAAUCAAAAUAAUGGAGGAAAAGCUACUGGCGGUUCGAACUACAUACAGUGGGGUAGAUCAACGUGCACUAGUAGAAAUUCGAAGCUCGUUUACGACGGAUACACCGGUGGAUCGUCUCACACAAAAGAAGGAUCAGCAGUCAACCACCUUUGUCUACCCAAACAGCCACAAUGGGGAGUUUACGAUGCGAAAGUUAACAAUAAUCCUUUUGUCGGGGCAGCCGUUUUCAACAUCUACGAUAUCGACAUAAAAAACUCACUUUUUGACAAAAGCAAAUAUGACGGGUACAGUUUUCCAUGUGCUGUCUGUCAUACCAAGAUUGGGUCAUCAACACUUAUGAUCCCUGGCCGUAAAGAUUGCAUUGGGGAUUGGAAUAAAGAAUAUACUGGGUACCUAAUGUCUGGUUGGCCUGACCAUAAGUCUGCAACAGAGUAUAUAUGUGUCGAUGCCGAUUCUGAGCGAUUGAAGAAAGCUUCCAGCUGGACCAACAAGAGUAUUUUAUACGCUGUUGCCGCCAAAUGCAAUGGAGUACUACCAUGUCCUCCAUAUGUUGAUGGCCGGGAAAUGACUUGUGUUGUAUGCUCAAAAUAAAUACAUACAUGAAUAUUGAAAUAAAUAGUUUAUUCUCAA